Alternaria conjuncta is the source of this 606-nucleotide messenger RNA. RefSeq lists its product as uncharacterized. The coding region runs from base 1 to 606 and encodes 201 amino acids. The record is from RefSeq and is a predicted model, not a curated record. Lineage: Eukaryota; Fungi; Ascomycota; Dothideomycetes; Pleosporales; Pleosporaceae. Gene Ontology annotation, molecular function: transmembrane transporter activity. Gene Ontology annotation, biological process: transmembrane transport. The transcript is spliced from 2 exons.
AUGGCCGACAAUGACAGUAACCGGGUUACUGACGAUAUCACACCCUCCGCUGUGCCAAUCGUACCGAACAUCAGCUCAAAUCGGUUACACGUCAUUAUCGCUGGACUAUGGCUUUGUCUUUUCUUAUCUGCCUUGGACACUACCAUCGUCACGACCGCGCUCAUCAAAAUUUCGAGUGAUUAUGGCGCUCUGGAGCAGGCGGCAUGGCUAAUUACCGCGUAUCUACUUACAUAUAACUCGUUCUUGAUGAUCACAGCAAAGCUGAGCGACAUUUGGGGCCUCAAGACUCUCCUUCUACUCUGCGCGUCAAUCUUCCUGGUAUCCUCCAUGGCUUGUGGUGGAGCGCAGACAAUGACUCAACUAAUCGUAUUCCGCGCCUUCCAAGGCAUUGGAGGAUCUGGCCUCUACAGCUUGACAUUCGUCGCCAUCAUGAAGAUGAUUGUCCCUGAGAAGAUUGGCUUCUACUCUGGGAUCGUAAGCUCGGUAUUCGCUUUGGCAAACCUGCUAGGACCUCUACUCGGUGGCAUCAUCGCUGAUCGAGCAACUUGGAGAUGGAUAUUCUUCAUGAAGUAUGCAAAGCGCGGACUAUCGAGCUGUGCGAGCUGA